Messenger RNA from Sycon ciliatum, 1787 nucleotides. RefSeq lists its product as uncharacterized. The transcript has 13 exons. Lineage: Eukaryota; Metazoa; Porifera; Calcarea; Leucosolenida; Sycettidae. The record is from RefSeq and is a predicted model, not a curated record. The coding region runs from base 264 to 1160 and encodes 298 amino acids.
UCCUGACUCCUAUGUCUAUGAUCCUGAUCUCUGUUCUUAUCAGUUAUCUGUGUUGUGUGGGAAGUGUUUGAAUCGAAGAAGAAUAGAAAUAAAGUAAGACAUCCCAGAAGGACCCAGCAAAUCUGUUUCGAUAGAACGCGGCAAUCUACCCUCAAAGGUUGCAGUGAGAUAGUGCCCGGCUGGAUGCGCUGCCUUCAUUUGCACACCAUUGCGUAAUGUAACAAACCGUUCUGCCACCAUCGUCGGGUUGGCGGCUAUCGUGAAUGGCCAUUCCGGAUUGGUAUAGGUUAUCCUCGCCGUGUCCGUCCAAUGCAACACUGGGUGCAGAUGGAUGGCUACACUCUCCUACCACCAGUAUCUGCCACUUUGUACUGGCUGUGGUAACGUUCGUGUGCACCAUAGUUGUGCUGGUGUCAUGUAGCAGCAUCUCCGCAUUAUGGAAGCGCUCGUAUCCGCUAGCCAUCACGAAUUUGCAUUGGAUCCUCUUCUUCUUACUCUCCGCUAUCCAGUCUGCUCUACACUGUGCUGUUUAUAUUCAAGACCCAUCCUCUGACCAUAUUCUGCACAUCAACUUCAUCGCUGGUACUAUUCUUCGCUCUAGCCAGAUAUUUCUUGUGGCACUGGCCUUCCAGCAUGAGCGUAUCUACCGCAGAAUUGCCAUUGCUCGGAUCAACAAGAGUUUCCAGCAAUCUGGCUGCUUUGAGCGGUGCCAUACAGUCAACUUUAUUUCGGCAUUCCUGCUGCUUGCACAAAUAGUCCUGGUGGUGCUGAUUGAAGUGAAGUUUCCGAAAGUACCUCUGGUCUGGGCCAGUCAAGGUGUUCUGGUGGCGCAACGCCUGGUCGUGCUUUGUCUUGUGUUCCUGAUCCUGCGACGACAUGGAGAUGAAGACUCACCCACUAUCUGCGCUCAGAUCACGGCGGUGUCCGCAAUGGUCCUGUCAUCGCCGGCUGAUGUCACUGUACAUACACUCAACUCAUAUGGAGUCGAUCAAUGUUUGAUUUAUUUCGGAACGCUUUACGAUCUCUUCGUAAUCCUACACGUCUGCGGACUCGUUUUGCUACUGGUGUAUAUUCGCAAGGAAUACGUUCGUCUACUUCCGGUGUGUCGCUAUUCAUUGAUCAGCAGCAUACAGGGACAGUUUGAUUUCCAUGCUCACUGACCAAGAUGUCGAACUGUGUUACCAGGAACUCCAGUCACUGCCCCGUACAUGUGUUUGUGCGUCUGAAGUAGUUGUUGUCUUGUUCGUACUGUCCACGUUAGAUGAUUAUGAUACUCAUGUUGAAUUACAAGAUACUCUCUUGCAUGGUCUUUACAUAAUAUAAUUUUAUUGGAGUUUAUUGAAGUUAAAAAGUGUUUGAAAAGUUCCUUGUAUUACUUUGAGCUUUUUUUAAGCUAUCAUGUUGAGAAGCCCUUUUUAUACGUAGUUAUUUUUAUUAUCCCAUUGGUUUUGUCUCAGACAACCUUUGUUUGGGGAAGAGUUUCUUGUCCACAUCCAGGUUUUUUUACUGUCUUCAAAUUUAUUUGCCCGUACCCACUCUUAUUUUUCUUAUCCGGGCGGUCCGGGACCAGACACUGCCCACAACUUGGAAAUAUCCGUAACUCAGAAUCAUGCACUUACAAGUAUGGUUUGAUGGGGAGAUCUGGCAUAGGAUGUCACAAUUUCCACACAAGUGGCAAAGGAGUCGUAAUAUUUCCACUAAAACUCGCCCACUGGGUGCCCAUAACUUCGAGAUUCAGAUCCAGAGAGAUAUGAGUGUUCAGAUGGCAAUAAACAGAAUCAGCUGAA